GCCGGCAGGGCGGGCGGCGUUACUCGCGCUCCUACACGGACGUGCAGGCUGCCAUGCUACUCAACGGCGACGCCGUCCAGGCCCCCGGGCAGGCAGCCGGCGACCACAAGCCGCCGCCCUCGCCGCCGUCCCAGAAGCCGGUGCGCCGCGUGCGCUUCGACCUGCCGCCCUCGCCGCCCGCCACGACCGCCAGCCCCACCGUCAAACCCGUGCAGGUGGCGGGCGUCCAGAGCUGGCUGCGCAGUCGCGCCGCCGCCGCCACCGCCUCCGCAGCCGCGAGUGCCGCCGCGAAGCCCGCCGUGGGCGCCAGCUGCUGCCACGAGACGGCCCGCUACCGCCGCGGCACGCUGCCGCCCCCGCAACCCGCCGCCCCCCCGCCACACCAGCAGCUGCUGGUGCGCGCGGCCCGCGAGGCGGACGAGGACGCCUUCUGCCAGCUCAUGGAUCUCUCCGGAGCCGACGUCAACUGCGUGGACGCCAGCGGCAGGGCCCCCGGGAAGCAGGUCAAGACAACUAUGAAGAAAAGCAUCGACUUCAAAAGCACUUAG
This is a messenger RNA of Schistocerca serialis cubense, 548 nucleotides long. Its product is annotated as myc-associated zinc finger protein-like. The transcript is spliced from 3 exons. NCBI's taxonomy places the organism in Eukaryota, Metazoa, Arthropoda, Insecta, Orthoptera, Acrididae. The coding region runs from base 54 to 548 and encodes 164 amino acids. The record is from RefSeq and is a predicted model, not a curated record.